This is a messenger RNA of Siniperca chuatsi (mandarin fish), 3938 nucleotides long. Its product is annotated as acyl-coenzyme A thioesterase 5-like. The record is from RefSeq and is a predicted model, not a curated record. Gene Ontology annotation, molecular function: fatty acyl-CoA hydrolase activity. The coding region runs from base 409 to 1674 and encodes 421 amino acids. The transcript has 4 exons. Lineage: Eukaryota; Metazoa; Chordata; Actinopteri; Centrarchiformes; Sinipercidae. Gene Ontology annotation, biological process: acyl-CoA metabolic process; fatty acid metabolic process.
UUAUUGCCAAAACAUAACCAAGUCGUUUUGUUGCCUAAAUCUCGAGGCCAGAUUUGGGUGGACACAGAAACUGGGUCGUCUAGAAGGUCAAAACAAAAUCGCACUUCCUGUCUGUGCUUCACAAACAGUUUUCUGCAGAUCAACCACUGUGAGACUUUUAUUGUGAAGCAGCUAGAGCUUCCUGUAACGCUGUUUACAGACAUUAGCGAGCCGUACGUCUCAUGUGCGUAAAAUAACUUCGCUUUUGGAAACUUUCUUUUAUCGGAGUGGUUUUAAUAUUACAGGGAGCCGAAAUAAAAAGCAGCUCACGGCCCACCGUUUUUGGAGGGGACAUCAACCGCAAUCACCGUGAAGAUAAGCGACGUUUCUACCGGUCAGUUUUGAGCCACGGGCGGUUUUUCAGGAGAGAUGUCCUCCCAAGUGAGACUGAAGCUGCUGCCGAGUGCCAGAUGCUUCUUUGACGAGCCCGUUCAGGUGAAGGUGGCUGGGCUGAGGUCGAGACAGGUGGUCACCAUGAGAGCCAGCUCGACUGACGAGAGGGGAGUGGUGUUCAGCUCCUCGGCCACCUACAGGGCCGAUGGGAGCGGGGAGAUCGACCUGAAGAGAGACCCCUCACUCAGCGGGAGCUACGUUGGGGUUGAACCCAUGGGUCUGCUGUGGUCGAUGAGGGCAGACGCCCUACACAGAAGGUUUCAAAAAACAAAUUCACUAAACCCCCACGUGGUGAAGUUCUCUGUGCAUGAGGAGGGGGAGGCCAGGAUGCUGGCAGAGGCGACCAAUGAGAGGCUUCUGAUUGGAGAAGGGGUCAGACGGCUCCCUGUCAAAGAGGGGAAUAUUCGUGGAGUCCUGUUUACUCCCCCAGGAGGAGGUCCAUUUCCUGCUGUGUUGGAUCUGUACACCUUUGGUGGAGGUUUGUCGGAGAAAAGGGCCUCUCUGCUCGCCCAUCUGGGAUUUGUGGUUCUGACUGUAGCGCUAUACGGCCAUGAUGACAUGCCGAAGAAGAUCAAAGAGGUCCAUCUGGAUUAUUUUGAGGAAGCAAUAGAGUUUUUAAAACAACAAAAUGAGGUGGGCAGUAAAGGAGUUGGUGUGAUAUCCCUUUCAAAAAGUGCUGAUAUUGCACUAUCACUAGCCUCUUACCUGCCAGGUAUUGAGGCCACAGUGUGGAUCAAUGGCUGCUCUGCCAAUACAGUUUUACCCCUCUACUAUAAGAAGAGCCAGAUCCUCCCUGCGUUAAUGUUUGACAUCAGCAAGUUGAUUCCCACUGAGUCAGGGGCCAGCAUUGUCAAGCAUGUUAUGCAUAAUCCUCUGGCAGAGGAGAACAAGGCCACCCUGGUCCCCGUUGAACAAGCCAAGGGACACUUCCUCUUUGUGGCUUCGGAGGACGACCUCAACUGGGACAGCAAGGGUUACGUGGACGAGAUGGUGGAGAGACUGAAGCGUCAUGGGAAGGACAACUUCGAGAGCGUGUCUUACCCUGGAGCGGGACACUACCUGGAGCCACCUUAUGGACCCUACUGCCCCUCCAGCUUACAUAUGGUUUUGGGUAAACCAGUCCUGUGGGGGGGUGAGCCCAGGUCCCACGCAGCAGCUGAAGUCCACCUGUGGAAGAAGAUCCAGGAGUUCUUCAGAACUCACCUGAGCUGUGAUGCUACACAAACUAAAGCCAAGUUAUAGAUGCAAAUUGUUAUUUAAACUUCAAAAAAAAGUUGAUUUAAGCUGAAGUUGAUUUAUUGCUUUACAAUUAAGAAUUUAUUUGUAACAAUGUAUCUCAGCCAUAUGAAAGUCUUGUUUUGACUCCAGGCUGUAUUUGAAAUCACAUCCUAUCUGCUACUUUCUGCCAUUUUAUUUGAAUGUCUAAUUUAUAGCUCUGAUUUUAUGCACUUUAUAGCACCCAAGAAAAAUCUUGCUUACUAUAAAUUUACUGUUUACCAGUAGGCUAUUAUAGUGGCACACUAAAGUAGUAUAAGAAGUAGUAUAGAAAACAAAGUGCACUUCUAUUUUCUGAACUUGGUACAAAAUAUGAUAAUAAUGCCCACAAUAUUUAGGAAAUAAAUUAUUUUUUAACAGAUCUUUUAAUGCAGAUGUACAAAAUAUAGAUAACUGUGUUUUACAAGAACUGCAUGCUGUAUAAUGCCUUUGAUUGAUUUACAGUUGAAAAUCAUCCAAGCUCCUGCACAAUGCUGCCAAAAAAAAAAAUAUGCCUCACAUUUCAUCUUCUUGAAAAGUUAAAAUGGAGGUGUAAGAUUUCAUGAGACAAAAUUUUAUGAGAUGAUCUCAUACACACAACGAAUUAAGAUGUGUUCAAUAGGUAACAUCUUUCAAGCAAAAUAGCAACUGAAUGAGAGCCACAAUUCAACUGAGUAUAGUCAACAGAAAUCCCUAACAUUAUGCUGUGUCAUUACAGUGAGAGUGAUAACAACAUUUUGGGGGGGCUAUGGGAAUGCUACUGCAACACAUUGGAGUGCACAAGGAAGAACCUCAUCUUAUCUGUAAAGGUUGGAUCAUGUGUGAACAGACUUUUUUUUGUAUGAAAACUGAGGUUGCCAAACAAACACUGCCUUACACAGACAUUUUAACCCAGCAAUGUGGCAGGUUCCAUCCAUGUGUGAAAAGGUUGUGUUGUUUCUACAACCAACUCCUCUUUUAUUAAUUUCAGACAUUGAUGGAAAAUUGUGAAGCAUUUAUAGGUUUAUAAUUGUUUCAACCUUCCCCUCAGACUCACCAUACGACACUCAAAGCAACCUUUGCAAAACACAAUAGAAGAGAACUAAAAAGGAAAUGAAAGGCAGCGAACAAAGCAUGACUAACUGGUAACUAUCUUACCCUGAUCUUUGUAUCUCGCUCAGUCUUGGGAGACGAGAGAUAACAUGUUAUUGUUCCUAGCAGGCUCGCUACUGUGCAGGUUCAUCAAGAUAGCAGUACCAGCCUUGAUCUGCCUCCUCGAUUUUAUUAAGCAGCAUUGUUGAAAAGCUCUCUCUCUCUGCCUAUCUUCCAUUCUUUGUGUUUAUGUAUCUGACUGCUCCCUUUCUGUCAUUUCAGUUCGCCGGAGCUCUCGUCAGCCUCUGCCUUUUGAAAGGCCGGGAAUUAUUUGUUCCACUACUGUACCUGCCCUGAGAGAUGUACAAGCAUCAGAAACCUGAGGUUGAGGUUGUAUUUGAGCUCCCGGGUUCCUCAGUAAAAGAUUUAUAUUUGUGUGUUAGGGAGUGACGGCAUAGCAACAGAGCAGAGUGAGGAGACUGUGAUUGAGUGCUUGUGCUUUGGAGCACCCUGACACAGAUGUGUUAAUCCAGCCUCAGAGACGCACAAAGGGCUGGAAAUUCCGUUUUUACUGCGGCCCACUGUGCUAUAAAUACUAAAGUUUCAAAUAAUGUAGUUUUAAAACUGCAGGUUGCUUUGGAUAAAGCAUGUGGAAUAUACAGUACGUUGCUAAGGGUGAAUAGUGUGCUGCAAAACACAACGAGGUCCUUCCACAUUGAUCACAGAAUAGGUUGAUAACCAGCAGAUCCAAGGCCUGUUUUAUGUGUUACCCAUUGAAACUUUGGCUAUAAAUGUAUCGUAAAGUCUGUUAGAAAGAAUAUAUAUUUGAGUCCUUAAAGACAAUAAAAGAAAUGGGCUUAAAAGCAUGUGGUCAUUUAUUUUGUUUCCAUUAAGAGGUGAGGCUCAGCCCUUUCUAGUAGUUGGCCCCUAACUCCAUGUUUGAGUUUUUUAGUCUAUAUUCUAAACUAAAUUAGUUUGUUUGUCCAGAUGUUGUUGACUUUCUUGCUGUACAUAAUACUGUAUCUGUAUCUAUGCUUGCUUAUCUUCAUCUCUUUCCUGUAAGUUUGCUCUUUGCACUUUGCUCUUUGUGUUUAAGUACACUGAGAACUACUGAGAACCAGAGCUAAAUUUGUGUAUCUACGAGCACAUUUGGGCAAUAAACUUGAUUCUAAUUCCAAAUG